AUGGCGUUGCAGUUCAUUAACCACAGCCCCAGCGGGAUCGGCAGCUCUGACAGGCGCAUCAUCCGCUCCCACGUCAUGCAAGGCAAGAAUACGGGCAAGCAGCGACGAUCCACCAAGAAGCAGAAAAAUAGCGCAGAGCUCAAGCGCCUCUUGAAUGCUCCAGGAUCUGGAUACGUGAUGCCGCGACAGGUGCUUUGGGGCGAUCUGUGUCUCACUUUGUUCCCUCAACAGCUCGACUCCGAGUCCAUGGCGCUCAUGCAUCGGUGGUUCUUUGACAUUAGUGAUGCGCUGUUUCCGCCGCAGUUCUGUGACAAGUUCGACAUUAUAAAGUCGAUCUGGGUCAACUGUAUCCUAGCAGAUGAAGCAUGUGAGCAACAGCAUGGCCAGCUGGUUCACGCAGCACUGUUGACCAACAAGGAUGCAGAUUUUCAUAGCACUUUGGCUAUAUCUGCGUCUUACGUUGACUUCUUCCGGCGGAAACCAGUAAUAUCGUCCAAAACACUUCACCACAUCUCCCAGGCGUAUGCUCUGGUCAACAUUAAGCUGUCGGGUCCCUUCUGCGUUUCCGACAGCUCCAUAGCUGCUGUGGUCAGCCUCGCCAUCUACCAGCAAGUACAUCACCAGCCUGAAACGGGACUGGUACAUCUCCACGGGCUCUAUCACAUGAUUCAGCUGCGGGGUGGGAUCGCCAGGCUAAUGCAAGAGAAUCGUGCGCUGGCACUGAAGCCGUUGAGGCUCGAUGUUGAAUUAGCAAUGCAAAAUGGCACAAGCACCUUGUUUCGCGGGGAUGAAGUGCCCAUUCACCCGGUCCUAUGCGACCCCGACGUCAGCAGCGGGCAGUCUCCCAGAGCUGUCUCUUGA
Molecule: messenger RNA, 861 nt
Organism: Penicillium canariense
Lineage: Eukaryota; Fungi; Ascomycota; Eurotiomycetes; Eurotiales; Aspergillaceae
Exons: 3
Coding region: 1-861 (286 amino acids)
Source: RefSeq, a predicted model, not a curated record